CACACACACACACACACACAGGCGCCGGGUCCUCCCUGUGAGCGGCGUGAACGCGAGACGUGAUUGCUCGGGUCCUGAUUGAUCUGGAGAGGAGGUGUUGUCUUCAGAGGUUCAGCCGUUCUGCGCUCUGAUGCCAAGCGCACAUGGAGGACAGUGCCAAAGACUUCUCUCACCUGGCGAGCCCGCCGUCCACGGAUCUGGGAUUUCCAUUAUAGCAGGACAACAACUGUCUUUAUGUUUUUUAGGGAUUUUUAAAGAAAGAAUAUUUGAAUUUCGAGACACGGUUUUAGGGUUACUAUCUCAGGUUAGGUGGUACUUAGUUAAUGCUUCACGGCAGUCGGAUACAAUUUAGUCUGUUCACAGAGCACAAGUGCUAGUUUGUGCCGUGAUAAGGACUAGACUAGCGCGCGAGCGAGCGAGCGCAGUGGAGCCGGACCCGGGCUGUGGGGGAAAGUUUGGAGAGCUCUUCUGGAGCGCGCACACGAGUCCGAGUGUCCGUGAGAUGAUGCUGUAAAUGCGGGGCGAUGUCCCGACGGAAGCAAGGCAACCCACAGCAUCUGUCCCUCACACAGAGGGAGAACCUACCGACAGAUCAUGAUGCAGGGGUGGAUCAGUGCCCAUCGGAGGGCUCCGGAGCCAGCCCUGUGGGCGGAGCCGGAGAGAGUGACCUGCUGACCUGCGGUCAAUGUCAAACUAACUUCCCCCUGGGAGAUAUUCUAGUGUUUAUCGAACACAAAAGGAGACUGUGUCCCGGAUCUAGCUCCUGUUUUGACAAACCGACUGACUGCGGUGGCUCCCCGUCCCCCAGACCGCCACGGGCAGAAGUCUGCCGGAGGUCUGGACCGGUAGAGGUUGGGAUCCAGGUCACUCCAAGAGAGGAGGAAAAACGACUGACGCCCGCCAGAGGAAUCUGCCCCAAGCAGGAGGGCGUCCCAACAGGAAAAGAUGAGCCCUCCAGUUACAUCUGCACCACUUGUAAACAACCCUUUACCAGCGCAUGGUUUUUGCUGCAGCAUGCACAGAACACCCACGGGAUACGCAUCUACCUGGACACCCACCCUACUAGCUGCUCACUUACCCCUCGCAUGGCCCUUCCUCCACCACUGGGGGCUGAUGCCCUGCCCCGUUCCCCUCUAGCCAGCUUUCUGGGUGAUGGCAGCAACCCUUUCCAACUGUUGCGUAUGGGUGCCCCACUGCUACGAGAUCCUCCACCACCUGGAUACAUUGAAACUCGCUUGCCAUCUACCCCGCCCUUUGUAAGCCCUCCACCACCCCGACAUCCUCUGGAACGCCUUUGCCCUGAGGAAAUGGGUCUCUUGUCCCAGCAUCCAAGUGCUUUUGAGCGUGUGAUGCGGCUGACACCCAUGGGCAUUGAACCAUCCAUGGGCUUCUCUCAGCGCCUUCGUGAAUUGGCGGGCAGCAACAAUAAUGGUGGUCCAACUCCCCCUCUAUCACCUAACCGUGUGCCCCCCAUGCAUCGGCUUCUCAGCCCCACUCUUUUCCAGCAUGGUUCCAAACCUCUACCUUUUUUAACCACACCCUCACAGCCACCAUCAGUUCCAUCCAGAGGCAAUUCCUCAUCACCGCUAAAUCAGGUUGGCAAAGCCAAGUCCUGUGAGUUUUGUGGCAAGACUUUCAAGUUCCAAAGCAACUUGAUUGUGCACAGACGUAGCCACACUGGCGAAAGACCCUAUAAGUGUCAUCUCUGUGACCAUGCAUGUUCGCAGGCCAGCAAGCUAAAGCGGCACAUGAAGACACACAUGCACAAAUCAGGCUCCAUGGGGAGUUCACCUGAGCAGGGAGGGCAAGACUCAGCUGGAGAGGGGCUUAAGAACAGUGAGGCCAAUGGCAUGAGGGAGGGAUUGGAUAAUGAGGAGGAGGAAGAAGAAGAAGAGGAUGAAGAAGAGGAGGAGGAGGAGGAAGAAGAAGAGGAGCCACAACAAAAUGGGAGCAGGCCUGAGUCCAACUUGAGUAUGGACUCAGAGUUGAGCAGAAAUAGAGAGAAUGGCCCAAGACCUUCCCCAGAAGAGAAACCAAUGGCCACUGACAGAGUGACAGAAAGCCAAUACAACAACCUUGACAAUCACUUGAGACUUCCACUGGGCAGCAGGGCAUGUGAGGAGAUGCACACAGAUUCAGCACCCAGGGAGAUUGACAGAGACAGGGGGCCCAUGGUGAAUGGCAGAGGCUGCGGCCCGGAGGAUUCCAUCUCAGCGUUGUUCCACCGGAAGCCAAUGCCUAUUUCCAGCUCCAGCCUCACUGGGUCUUCCGCUAAGAGGAUCAAGGUAGAGAAGGAUGUGGAGCUGCCACAGGUGCCCCUCAUAUCCCCUGAAAACGUAUAUUCUCAGUUGCUUGCUGGUUAUGCUGCAUCCCGCCACUUCAUAAGGGAGCCCUUCCAGGGGUACAACGACUCCAGGCAGUCACCUUUCGGCACUUCUUCCGAGCACUCUUCAUCUGAGACAGGCAGCCUGCGUUUCUCCACCCCUCCAGGGGAAAUUCUGGAAGGCGGUGGGAUGUCAGGGCGAAGUGGCAGCAGUACACCUCACCUCCAUCUGCGAGGUCCUGGGCCAGGGAGACCACCCAGCUCCAAGGAGAGCAGACGGAGUGACACCUGUGAAUACUGUGGAAAGGUGUUCAAGAACUGCAGUAAUCUGACCGUGCAUCGGCGCAGCCACACAGGUGAAAGGCCUUACAAGUGUGAUCUGUGCAGCUACGCUUGUGCCCAGAGCAGCAAGCUUACCCGGCACAUGAAGACCCAUGGGCUGUUUGGUAAAGAGGUGUAUCGCUGUGAUAUUUGCCACAUGCCCUUUAGCGUGUACAGCACCCUAGAAAAACACAUGAAGAAGUGGCAUGGAGAGCAUCUGCUGACCAAUGACGUCAAACUUGAGCAGGCUGACAGAGCUUGAGACCACUUACCAAUGCACUGCAUUAUGGGUUUAGCUGGAUAGUCUUUUUCUUGACUAUAUUUUUUGGAGUGAUUUUUAUUUUAUUUUAUUUUUUAGUGAAAACGAACUGCCACCUGAGAAACGAGAACACAGGGAAAUGCUAGUCUGUGGUUCUUAAACCCUUCUUGUAUAUCCCAGCAACUAACAGAGGAGUAGUCCAUUAGGAAUUCAUGGAGCCUUUCUACUGUGCAAUAAUUUCUGUAUUUAUUGGAUUAUUUGUAAUGAUACAUGGCAUGUGCAGGUACAUUAUCGAUGGGUUUCUAAUGCAUUCAGUUCCUAAAAUUAUAUUUCUACACCCCAUCUUAUGAAAUGACAAAUACUGAGAUUUUGGCAUUCAGCCAGUUUUGUGUUAUAAACUAGUUUCCUCAAAGGCAACAAAUGGGUAAUUUCUGAAGAAGAGGUCAACUUCUAAAAAUCUGAGAACGUUUUCAUGUUGUCGCUGUCGAUGGCCCCACUCACCAUGGGUUAUAUUCAGUAGACAUAUGUAAAGCACUGAAUGUCACUUUGACAAUAAAAUAUGAAACAAUUUUAAGGGGCAAAGAACCCAGGGAUGUUUUAAGGCAGCUGAAAGGCAGUUUGACUGCAUCUGAAUGAUUUUCUGUUGACAACCUUUGAAAUGAAUGAGAUGAAACUAAAUGAAAGUUUAUCAAACAUGACAUUUAUGAGAACGUUAACAUGCAAAUGACAACAAAAAUGACUAUAUUUCCCCUACAUUAUUAUGGUUCCGUAUAUAAACAUUGUUGAGGCCACCAGUGUUGAAUUUUUAGGCUGACAUUUCUUAUAGCCCGGAUUUUAUUUUUAAAGAUCAAAAUCUUUACAUUCACUCAAAUUGACGUCCAUGUCAUUUAUUUCAACCUCAUCUAUCCCUUAGUUAAGUUUGAAUGCUUUCCAAACCUUGUACAAGGUCAAAUCCUUUCAUAUGUUAAUGGUAUUACAUGUUUACCGUGCAGUCUUGAAUAAUUCAGCCUGGAUUCACUUGUUAAGGGAAGCCAUAAACUUGUUACAUAUCAAAUGUGUAUCAUAAACUCAAGUUUUUUUUUUUUUUUUUUUCGUUUUUUUUUUUUUAAUCCUGUUAAAAAAAAAUAAAGGAAUGUCUCCAUUCUCAAAUCAAUAUAUCAUGAAAGCAUCCAAUAGCUGCUAUUUGGACACCAAUAUAAAAGCACAGGUGCUCACCUGUAGAAAUCAUUUGAGUAAACACACACGCAGAUCAUUAAGCUGUAGCAGCAUUAUAUGCACCAUCCUGUGCGUUGUUGAAACUGCAAUUACUGAAUUGUGUCGGAGCUCUCUGGAAGCCCUGGGUGACUGCCUGUCCUCUAAAGGAUCCUAGGAUUAAAUGAUUUCCUCAUUACAAACUCUGUUCCUACACACUGAAUCACCUCAACCUCUCUUCUUUCAUACUUCGUCAGCUCAAAUUUACACCAAAGCCCUCGCCUCCACCCCACACACACCACUGUUUUCUAUCUGAGUAUUCGCUAUUUACAACAUCCUGCCAUUUAUGUUCAUGGCUUUUUACAGUUUACAUUUGAUUUCUGACUUGAACAGAGAUGUCGCCCGCUCAAAAUCAGUCAGCAGAUUACAUCAUAAAGAAAUGUACAGCACAAGGGUGAUAAUUAUUAUAUAUGUUUUUUAAAAAUGGAUGUGUAGUUUAUCACCUACUUCAGAUACUCUGCAAACUGGCAAACCGCUUUUUUGCGUAAAUGACAGGAAGUGGCCAUAGCUUGAAAGAAAAUCAAGAGGAAAUGUGUUGUAGUCAAGAAAGAAUGUCGAACUGAAGUGCUACCAAUGGCUUUCAGAGACAGACAAAACCAGACAACACGGAUGUGCCUCAAAUUCAUAUUCAGCCUUUAUUUUCGGACAAUUUUUGCUAUACAGCGGACAAAAGCAAUCCAUGAACAAACUAACUUAACCAGUAUCAUUCAAAUUCAUUAAGAGGGAUCAAAUCCUAAGGAUGACUGUUCAUUUAUUUGGGAAAUGUAAAAUGUGCUUCAUUUUUAAGGGGAGGACUUAACUUAUAGAUUUGCUUUAGAAAUGAGUAAGCCAUUUCUUUACUGAUUUUUUUUGAGAAUUAUUGACAGUGGAGGUAAAACAGGUAAUUGGAGUGAAAAAAAUAGAAUAACUAUGACACUGUCUUUAAAUGAUGUUUACAGUGUUGAAGUAUAAGAAUACUGAGCUCUUCUGUAUAUGUGUUUUAAAUGCGACAAAUGUUUUGUCCUCUGUUUUUCUACGAUAUUGAAUAUCAUAGCAGGGUUUUCUCCUUUAUCCAUUUGUUUCUUUCCCUCCCCUCCUUUUUUUGGUGCAGGUAUUUCCGUACAUUUCUAUGGAUAUAUGCGCGUGUAUGUUUUGUUCAUUGUUAAAUACUCAAUGUAUUUGUAAUUUCAGUGGCAUUUUAUGAAAUGAUGCAAAAAAAUCUUUAUAUUUUGCAGUCCAUUAUGAAAUUGUGAGUCUAUUCAAAUGUUUUGUCACUAUAUCUGUUCAUAAUUUUGCUAAAUCCAUCCACAGCAGGAUGUAAAAAAAAUAAAAAAUAAAAAAAAUAAAAAUGAAAACAAACAAGAAAAUCAUCUUUUGUGAAU
Molecule: messenger RNA, 5515 nt
Organism: Carassius gibelio (silver crucian carp)
Lineage: Eukaryota; Metazoa; Chordata; Actinopteri; Cypriniformes; Cyprinidae
Gene: bcl11bb
Product: BCL11 transcription factor B b
Exons: 3
Coding region: 525-2906 (793 amino acids)
Biological process (GO): positive regulation of transcription by RNA polymerase II
Cellular component (GO): nucleus
Molecular function (GO): RNA polymerase II cis-regulatory region sequence-specific DNA binding; DNA-binding transcription factor activity
Source: RefSeq, a predicted model, not a curated record